Mobula hypostoma (lesser devil ray) is the source of this 3933-nucleotide messenger RNA. RefSeq names its product intraflagellar transport 22 homolog (Chlamydomonas) (gene ift22). Gene Ontology annotation, molecular function: GTPase activity. The record is from RefSeq and is a predicted model, not a curated record. Lineage: Eukaryota; Metazoa; Chordata; Chondrichthyes; Myliobatiformes; Myliobatidae. The transcript has 5 exons. Gene Ontology annotation, biological process: intracellular protein transport. Gene Ontology annotation, cellular component: endomembrane system. The coding region runs from base 141 to 701 and encodes 186 amino acids.
CGACCCGGCUGUCGCCGGUCCCUUGCCCCGCCGGGAGCGGGGAGGCGGGGGGGAGGUUGCCGAGGAAACGGGAUGACGUGUCCGUGGGCUGGGCCUCGCCGUCUCUAUGGUAACGGGGGCGUUAAUGGCGGUGUGGAGUCAUGUUUAGUACGAAGUUGCUGCUGGUGGGUCCGAGCGAGAGUGGAAAAACUGUUCUGGCAAAUUUUCUUUCUGAUGCAACAGAAGCCAUUGGUGGUGACUACAACCCUACUCUGGGAGUCAGAAUACUGGAAUUCGAAUGUUUAAAUGUGAAUGCUGGUGGCAGAAAUGUUGGAUGUGAAGUGGAACUCUGGGACUGCUCUGGCGAUCAGAAGUUUGAGACAUGCUGGCCUGCUUUAAUGAAAGACUCCAACGGAGUUAUCAUUGUGUUUAAUGAUAUACCCAGCCACCUGAAAGAGAUUGAGAUGUUCUAUUCCUACUUUGUUCAGCAGCAAAGGUUACAUGACUCUCAAUGUCUUCUCAUUGCUCACCACAAACCAAGCUCAGCACCUGGUAGAAACCGGCCAAAUCUGGCCCAGCAACUAAGCAAGCUGCGUUUGAUCCAUUCAAACCUGGAGGAGGAUCCGGAACAAGUCCGCACAGCUUUCCGUCAGUACUUGGGAACGGUUGUUAGUUCUUUGUCAGAAAGCAGAGACAAAGAAGAGAUGUCAAUCAUCACUUAAUAACUGCUGAUGGAUUUUUAAAUAGCUCCGGAAUAGAGCAGCUUCAAUCAAAAAUCCAAAAUUGCAUUAAUUGGCAUAUUUCUAGCUCUCUUUUCUACAUUGUCACAUUUGCCCAGCGAAUGCAGGUGAACUGUUAGAUUUGUGUGCACUUUGAUGCUGUUGACUGUUGCUGUUCUAAAAGAGCGACAAAGUUGGUUCUGAAGAUUUUCCAUUAUGUCGAAGCACUAAAUUGGAGAUGCAAGGAAAAUGUUUAUAUUUUAUCUUUUAUCUGCUUUAACUUCAGAGGUCAAUAUUCUAGGUGGGGAGAUAGUAAACAGACUGGGAUUGAAUGUGACGGCAGCAGUAUUUAUUACUGAAUCAGUGCCCUCUUCCAAAUGUCUUCAAAUAAACAAUCUGUGUUUAGUUUUUGGAUUUGCAUUGUUUUUCAAUUGGCAUUUGCAGGCAAACCAAUGUUUUACCAAACUAAAUUUUUACUUGUCUGUGACACCACACGCUAUUAACAAACAGUCACUGGAGACAUAAGCUGAGCAUUUAAUAUGAAUCCAUUAGAAGCUGGUGGAAUGACGAACCAAAAGUCCAUGUGUAUUGGUAACCAAACCAACUACCAAAAUACAUUUUGCAAUUAUUAUUGAUUUCUUUCUCAAAAUGUCCACCUGUUGGAUAUUAGCUAGUGUAAAACUUCGCUGUGCAAAUCCUAAGAGCAUAAAAUUGUUCACAAGUAUGAAACAUAUUCCACAUCAUUGUCGUGUCUGAAACUUCUAAGUUAGCCCCAGGCCCGGCCCUGGCCCCAGGCCCAGCCCCAGCCCCAGCCCCAGAUGAUGUGUCCCAGUGCACACCCAGUUCAUUGAACCAAGUGGUGUCGGACCACGAUAAUGAAAGACAUGGGCCAGAUUCACCUGGCUUCACCACACGAGCCCAUCCGCCAUAGCACUUCAUACCUCACCACUCAAAACUCCACAGCCAUACCUCUCCCAGUCACACAUAUACAUCCACCAGCCCAACACUCAAACCCAAUCCUAACAUCCACGGGGGCAUACACCCCCACAAACCCAAGGCACAUCCCAAUUAUCCCUGGCCACACCCACACAAACCCUAGGCACACCCCGAUUAACCCUAUCCACACCCCCACUAACCCGAUUACCUUUGUCAGGAGGGGCAAGAUCCUAGAAAGGCAAGUGUUGGACCUGGUUAAUGAAGACGUGGGCCAGAUCAAAGUGGCAGGGUUGCGUGAAAUUGAAUCUCAAGUGAGGAGAUCAAAAAGCACAAGAGGGCUGAUUAGCCCACUGUCCGCAUACUCUCAACCUAACCCUAGCCCUGCAUUUCCCCUAACCCUCUCAUUAUCCUGGUUCAUGGGAAAACACAAGCCGAGCUUGAUCAACUCUGGCUGGGUCACCUCGGGGAGGGUGCCUAAUGAUUAAAGACCCGAAACACCUGAUGAUCCAAGGAUGCAUUACUGAUGAUGUGUCCCAGUGCACACCCGGUUCAUUGAACCAAGUGUUGUCAGACCACGAUCAUGAAAGGCAUGGGCCAGAUUAACCUGGCUUCACCACACGAGCCCAUCCGCCAUAGCACCUCAUACCUCACCACUCAAAACUCCACAGCCUUACCUCUCCCAGUCACACAUAUACAUCCACCAGCCCAACACUCAAACCUAAUCCUAACAUCCAAGGGGGCAUACACCCCAACAAACCCUCGGAACAUCCCAAUUAUCCUAUGGCCACACCUCCACAAACCCUAGGCACACCCCCACAAACCUGAUUACCUUUGUCAGGACGGGCAAGAUCCAAGAAAGGCAAGUGUUGGACCUGGUUAAUGAAGGCAUAGGCCAGAUCAAAGUGGCAGGGUUGCAUAAAAUUGAAUCUCAAGUGAGGAGAUCAAAAAGCACAAGAGAGCUGAUUUGCCCACCGCCCGCAUACUCGCAUCCUAACCCCAGCCCUGACCCUGACCGUAACCCUAAUUUCCAAUGGACCGCGCACCCCAACUAAACCGGACAGCACCCCAAAUAACCCAAACCACACCACACUAAAGGGUUUAUAUAACAGUCCUUUACCCUACCCCUAAACCUAACAUCUCCAACCCUGCUACACACCCCAUAAACCCAAGCCCUUGCCCCAUCAAGGGGCCAAAUUCGCCCAAUAUCACCUGCAGCUAGGCUCCUAUUUCAGCCCUCCCCUCUACUGCAGGGGACACCCCCACCCCCGCAAUGCCAAUUGCCACCCCACCUCAUCUCCCUUUGCCGUGAAUCCUCAACCCCCAUUACCUAACUCUACCCCCAGGCAUGUCCCUCCCCACAACACCCCUCAAUUAGCUACUGCACAACCCCCAGAUCACAGCACAUAGUCCCUAUAAAAAAGACCCCAAAUCCAAAACACUGUCCAUAGGCAAUAACUCCACUAUUGUAACUUAAACUCCAGAAUGGAGGUUGAAGAGGAGGAAGAUCCCAGUAAAGGAAAGUUGGGGACAGAGAUGAUGAUGACGUGGGUCAAAAACAAAGUGCCAGGGUAAAGUGAUACUGCAUCUCCAGUACGAGAUCCACAAACACAAGAGGGAUAUUUUGCCCACUGCCCGCAUACUCGCAUCCUAAUCCUAACCCUAACUCUAACCCUAACCCUAACCCUUUUCCUCACCCUAACCCUUUCCCUUUCCCCGGGAAGUACUGGACACAGCAAGUUAUUAUUAAUAAUGAGAGUAAAGCUUGACUAGACUGUACAAAAUAAAGUUGAGACCAGUAUUUAUUCACUAUACGCAGUAUAGUUUUGCUGGAUCUGCUUGAACUGUUAUUUAUCAAAUUCAGUCACUUAGUGGCUUCCCUUCCACUCUUGUACUGUUACUACUGGUGAUUUCUGUGAACCCUUUGAUUUCACUUUUUAAAAUUUCAAACAGUCUCCUAGGAAGCUCAUUCAAAAUUCAACUCUGCUCCAUUAUCCACUACACUGGUAGCUCUGUAAAGAUGCCAAAGUUGUAUGGAUGAGUCCCUUAUCCAUAGUUGACUUGAUCAUAAAGUUUUGCUAAUUAUAAACACCGUAGAUUCUGCAGAUCCUGGAAAUCCAGGGAAAAACACACAAAAUGCUGGAGAAACCUGUUGCAUGAAUGAAGUCACUAGAAAAAAUUGCUGGUAAAUACAAAGCAACUUCCUUUUUCAACAAAACAAGGUACGGCCGGCAUCAUAUGGAGAUGCUUUCAGUGGAAAGGUCUGCUGGCCCAACGUGGGGCUUGAUAUUUCAUGUGCCAA